GACCAAAAAAAGAAGCAGCAGCUCAAACCGUCAAAACAUAAACACAGCAGUCACAACCUUGUUUCUUCGUCUUGCUGCUCAGAGGCUGACCCUCGCCGUCAACAAUGUGGCGUCUUUUUCUGUCACGGUGUCACCGUCUGCCCGCUAGAGGCAUUUGCUAGACGGCGACGAAAGCAAAGCCGCAAAAAUAAAAGAUUAGGACUGACCUAAAAGAAGUGCGGAGCGUCGGGCCGGGGCCUGUGAGUCGAGCUAGCUAGUUAGCCGCGCUAGCUUGCGGCUGUGAGACCAAACAGACUCACCUUGGUGGAGACAAAGGAGCACACACGAUGGCAGAGCCUGACGGCAAAUCCACGCUGGUCAACGGGGCUUCUGGAGAGGAGGAAGCAGGGAAAGAUAAACACAAAGACGAGAACGCUUGUGGAAGCAAAGAAGACACAGGAGAAGCAUCUGGAGACAAGAAUGUGUCGGAAAAAAGUGAGCUGAAGGCAAGCCAAGAUGCGGAGGUGGAUGAUGAAGAAGACACAGACAGUAUGGACGGCAGCGGUCUCUACUCCCUGACUGAGGACGGUGAGCGAGAGAGCGAAGGAGACGGACGAGACGGGGCGAAGGAGAAGGAAAGCGGGAGAAGGGCUGGCCGAAAAAGGAACAGACCUUGUGGCGGCGGUGGCAACAACACCCACUCCUCCAGCUCGGACGAGGAGGAUGAAGAGGAACAGAAAGACGAGGAGGAUGACAACGAGGCGAUGGAGGCGUGGCUCGGAGCAGAGCUGCGGGACUUGCGCGGGCCCGUGUGGCGCGCCAUCCCCUCGCUGCGCUCCAGGGAGAUCGGCCGGGAUGCGCUGCAGUUCGUGAGGCGGGUGUGUGGCGCCCGCGGCCUGGUGCAGAGGCUGGAGCUGCAGGGUCGGCUGGAGAGGCAUGCCGGCUGUGUCAACACGCUGCACUUCAACCCGUCGGGCACGCGCCUGGCAUCCGGCAGCGAUGAUCUGAGGGUGGUCAUCUGGGACUGGGCCAUCCGGCGCGCCGAGCUGGAGUUUGAUAGCGGACACAAGAGCAAUGUUUUUCAGGCAAAGUUCCUGCCCCAUAGCGGCGAUUCAACCUUGGCCAUGUGCGCCCGAGACGGUCAGAUUCGUGUGGCCGAGCUGUCCGCCACUCAACGAUGUAAGAACACCAAGAGAGUGGCGCAGCACAAAGGCGCUGCUCACAAGCUGGCCCUGGAGCCUGACACGCCGUGCUCCUUCCUGUCAGCAGGAGAAGACGCUGUCGUGUUUGGAAUCGACCUGAGGCUGGACCGGCCCGCCAACAAGCUGGUGGUGGUAAAGGAGGGCGACAAAAAGGUGGGCCUCUACACCAUCUUUGUAAACCCAGCCAAGACGCACCACUUUGCUGUCGGCGGGAGGGAUCAGUAUGUUAGGAUUUACGAUCAGAGGAAGAUCAACGAGAACGACAACAACGGCGUGCUGAAAAAGUUCUGCCCCUCACAUCUGGUGUCCAGCGAGUCCAAAACCAACAUCACCUGCCUGGUGUACAGUCACGAUGGCUCAGAGCUGCUGGCCAGUUACAACGACGAGGACAUCUACCUGUUUGACUCCAACCACAGCGACGGCGCCGACUACUGCAGGAGAUACAAGGGACACCGCAACAACGCCACAGUGAAGGGCGUCAACUUCUACGGGCCGUGCAGCGAAUUUGUGGUCAGCGGGAGCGACUGCGGACACAUCUACCUGUGGGACAAACACUCGGCUCGCAUCGUCCAGUUCAUGGAGGGGGACAUAGGGGGUGUUGUGAACUGCUUGGAGCCGCACCCCCACCUGCCUGGCAUGGCCACCAGCGGCCUGGAUCAUGACAUCAAACUUUGGGCGCCCACUGCUGAGACCCCCACUGGACUGAAGGGCCUCAAAGAGGUGAUGAAGAAGAACAAGCGGGAGCGUGACGAGGACAGUGUGCGACACGGCAACCAGUACGACACGCAGCUGCUGUGGUUCCUCAUGAGGCACAUGAGGAACAGGCGGCCCCCGAGGACCCGCCGUGAGGGGGCUGACGCCGACACAGACGAGUCCUGGAGCUCGUCGGACACCUCGGAUGAAGAGGAGGGGGGUCCGGACCAUGUCCAGUGCAUGUCCUCCUGAACCGCAUACACAGUCGCCGUCCAAUGGGGGAAAACAUGUAUCUCCAGAAAUUGGAAAACAAUGUGGAGAUACAUGCUUUUCCCUGGACAGUGACUAUGCAUACAUGCAUCUACAUACAGUAUACUUUAUUGCCCUUGUAUUCUCUCUCUCUUACACACACACACACACACACACACACACACACACACACACACACACACAGACAGAGAGCAGGCAUUUGUUGUCUGGUGAAAAGCACGCAUCUCCAAAUUUGGUGUCCAAAAAGGCAGCUAAGACGUAUUGAGAUCCGUGCUUUUCAUUGGACAGCGCUCAUACACUGGCAGUUUUUCUUCUGGUGCGCUCACAUUCAAAUCUGACAUAGUAAGAGGCGCAAGGUGACAACAUCUCAACAGACCCGGAACGACCUCUCGUACCCUACACCAGCACGUAGCCCCGCCCCCUGUGUGACUUGCUGUACGCCGCCUUCCUUCUUUCUUUGGCCACCCCCACCCCAC
This is a messenger RNA of Dunckerocampus dactyliophorus (ringed pipefish), 2620 nucleotides long. It is a transcript of the gene dcaf8, whose product is annotated as DDB1 and CUL4 associated factor 8. NCBI's taxonomy places the organism in Eukaryota, Metazoa, Chordata, Actinopteri, Syngnathiformes, Syngnathidae. Gene Ontology annotation, cellular component: cytoplasm; Cul4-RING E3 ubiquitin ligase complex. The record is from RefSeq and is a predicted model, not a curated record. The transcript is spliced from 13 exons. Gene Ontology annotation, molecular function: protein binding. Bases 327 to 2126 code for a protein of 599 amino acids.